UGGAGAGGAUAGUACAAGUGCAUCUCUCACUGUGAAAGCUGGAUUAAAAGAACAAGAAGUGACACCUGAAUUCAGUGAGAAACUUGAGGACAUCAAAGAUGUAGAACAGGGAAAAGCUGCAGAGUUCAGAGUGAAAGUCAAAGCCUUCCCUGAUGCUGAAGUUUCAUGGUGCAAAGAUGAUGUGUUGCUCAAAGAGGAUGAUUCUGGUCAUUUUACUUUCUCCCAUGAGGAGGAUGUGCACUCCUUGAAGAUACAAGAUGUGACCCCCGAAGAUUCGGGGACAUACACUUGUAAAGCAAAGAAUGAUCUUGGAGAGGACAGCACAAGUGCAUCUCUCACUGUAAAAGGUACAAAAUAUGAAGU
Molecule: messenger RNA, 363 nt
Organism: Owenia fusiformis
Lineage: Eukaryota; Metazoa; Annelida; Polychaeta; Sabellida; Oweniidae
Source: the annotation of a GenBank genome assembly